Molecule: messenger RNA, 3070 nt
Organism: Echinops telfairi (small Madagascar hedgehog)
Lineage: Eukaryota; Metazoa; Chordata; Mammalia; Afrosoricida; Tenrecidae
Gene: KCNAB1
Product: potassium voltage-gated channel subfamily A regulatory beta subunit 1
Exons: 14
Coding region: 192-1397 (401 amino acids)
Biological process (GO): transmembrane transport; potassium ion transport; negative regulation of delayed rectifier potassium channel activity
Cellular component (GO): juxtaparanode region of axon; cytoplasm; voltage-gated potassium channel complex
Molecular function (GO): potassium channel regulator activity; transmembrane transporter binding; voltage-gated potassium channel activity
Source: RefSeq, a predicted model, not a curated record
CUCGGCCGCCUCCGACGUCGGCCGCGAGGACUCCCCGGACGGCCACCCACCCAUCCCGGCGGCGGGCGGCGGGCGCGCGGAGGGUCGACAGACGCGCAGCACCCUUCCCACCCACCCCCCACCGGCUCAGCCGCUCGUGACCGCCUGCGUGCCGGGGUUCGGAGCGGGACCGAGCGCCGCCCGGGGGAGCGAUGCAAGUCUCCAUAGCCUGCACAGAGCACAAUUUGAAGAGUCGGAAUGGGGAGGACCGGCUUCUGAGCAAGCAGAGCUCCGCUGCCCCCAGUGUGGUGAACGCCGCCCGGGCCAAAUUCCGCACGGUCGCGAUCAUCGCGCGCAGCCUGGGGACCUUCACUCCCCAGCAUCACAUUUCUCUCAAAGAGUCCACCGCCAAGCAGACUGGCAUGAAAUAUAGGAAUCUUGGAAAAUCAGGACUCAGAGUUUCUUGCUUGGGUCUUGGAACAUGGGUGACAUUCGGAGGUCAGAUUUCAGAUGAGGUUGCUGAGCGGCUGAUGACUAUCGCCUAUGAAAGUGGAGUCAAUCUCUUUGAUACUGCUGAGGUCUAUGCAGCUGGAAAGGCCGAAGCGAUCCUGGGCAGCAUCAUCAAGAAGAAAGGCUGGAGGAGGUCCAGCCUGGUCAUAACAACCAAACUCUACUGGGGUGGAAAGGCUGAAACGGAAAGAGGGUUGUCAAGAAAACAUAUCAUUGAAGGACUGAAGGGCUCUCUCCAGAGGCUGCAGCUUGAGUACGUGGAUGUGGUCUUUGCAAACCGGCCCGACAGUAACACCCCCAUGGAAGAAAUUGUUCGAGCCAUGACACAUGUGAUCAACCAAGGGAUGGCGAUGUACUGGGGCACCUCACGGUGGAAUGCGAUGGAGAUCAUGGAAGCCUAUUCGGUAGCAAGACAGUUCAAUAUGAUCCCACCAGUCUGUGAACAAGCUGAAUACCAUCUUUUCCAGAGGGAGAAAGUGGAGGUUCAACUGCCGGAGCUCUACCAUAAAAUAGGGGUCGGAGCAAUGACGUGGUCUCCGCUUGCCUGUGGCAUCAUCUCGGGGAAAUACGGAAAUGGAGUGCCCGAAAGCUCCAGGGCUUCCCUGAAGUGCUACCAGUGGUUGAAGGAAAGGAUUGUCAGUGAAGAAGGGAGAAAGCAGCAAAACAAGCUGAAAGACCUUUCCCCGAUUGCGGAGCGUCUGGGAUGCACACUACCUCAGCUCGCUGUGGCCUGGUGCCUGAGAAACGAGGGCGUGAGUUCUGUGCUCCUGGGAUCAUCCACUCCAGAGCAACUCAUUGAAAACCUCGGUGCCAUUCAGGUUCUCCCAAAGAUGACAUCACACGUGGUCAAUGAGAUCGAUAACAUUUUGCGCAACAAGCCCUACAGCAGAAAGGACUAUAGGUCCUAAGGCAAUGCAUGAGCCCAGGAGCUGCAUGGCUAAAGUAGCGGUUGGUCCCGGAACAGGUGGGUGUUACUAGCCACUCUUACGAAUCACUUCGCAGCCUGCUGCUCAGCCUCUAGUGUCCCUGGAUUCUCAGAGGUGUCUGCUGUCGCUACCACUGUGCACCUGGAGUAAGAGCAGCUCUGGGAACUUCCAACCGAGGAAAUCCAUUCUAUUUUCUUAUCUUGGACCGGAGUCACCGGUCCUACAUUGCUGUAUUCACCUCACGCGUAUGCAGUGGGAAGUCAGUGCAGGGAGGAGGAAGAGGUGUACUCUCUUCACGUUCUGGUAGCUUAGAGAAAGCUGCAGACGUACUUUUCCAAAUGAACAAAAUCCACAGAUGCAGUGUGGAGGUAAAGUGGAACAGAAGCAGAACCCAGGGAGCUCAGCUCAGAAUUCCGUCUGUCUGGGAGAAGGAGCCGAGAGUUUUACCUUUCUGUGUUUUCUCCUAUUUUCACAUUCAUGUCAGGAAGAAUUUUGUUUCGUUUACCACUCGACACUACUCAAAUUUCUAGGUAUCUGUUUUCGUUAACUUAAAGAUUCACUGUUGCUUGACCCAACCCUAAGCUCCUUGCCAUGGCCAGUUGGUAAGAGGAUGAAACCGUCUCGAACUAGGGCAGUCCGGCUAAUUCACGAAAGGCAGCGUUUCCCUUGCUGUGGGAGCUUCCCUUGGAACAAGAUGGCACGUGAUGUAGCUGGAAAAAAGUGUUCAUUUUUCACUGUUUACUACAACCUGCUUUAUACUUUUGCUGCUUGUAGGCACAGCUUCUGCCAAGUUUAAAUAUUUGAGCUUUAAAAUUAUACCCAUGCUCAGUUUUGUAAGUAAACCUGUAAGACACCCAGAGGGUACGUGUUCAUUUUUUGUAAUUAGUACUGGGAUUUUACAAUACGAUGCUGGACAUGUCUGAGUGGACACGAAAGCAGAUCACGUGUGGUGAAAAAUGCCGUUCCCGCUCAGCACAUGCUGAGUGAGUGAACUUGCCCAAUGGAAAGUAAACUUUGAAGAACUUCCGAUUCUAUCAUCACAUUAUAUGCACUAUACGAUAUGCAUGAAAGCUCUUUGCAUGGAAUCUGAGGUCUGUUUAUCUAGCCGUGCCACCAGUGGCUUACCUCCCCUUACAAAUACAUCCCUGGAGAAAUGUUGAAAUGCACUGUGCGUGUCCCAACCCAUAAGGGGAGAAAACAUACUUCCCUCUUCUAUUUCGAUCCCUUAAAAUCUACUUAAGACACUGAGAAUAUAAAAAAAAUCCUAAUGUGAUUUUUCUGGCCAGCAGGUGCCCCCUUAUGGAAAUCACUUUGAAAUUUACAGGAAUAUACUACCAACAAAAAAUGCUGUUCUGCCAUCCUUUGCAGGUAUUAUGUACUUCAUGGUUCAGUUCUAGAUCUUAAAAUGUGAAAGUGUGUGGCAUCGACAGAUUUUCUUUACGAUCACCUCUACCUGUAUUCUAACAGCGAACUGUUUGUUUUGUUUGGGGGCCGAGUAGCCGAUCAGUGGUGGAGGUUGUUAGUUUUCCAGUUGUUCAAUGUGUAUCCAACCCAGUGAACUACUGUGUGUAUAAACUAGCUCGGGUGGUGUCUCAUUAGAACUGUAAUUUCACCUAUUUAUUUGCUUGGACAAAUAAAAGUAUUUUGUGUGUUUA